Oppia nitens is the source of this 3141-nucleotide messenger RNA. Its product is annotated as heat shock 70 kDa protein 4-like. Gene Ontology annotation, molecular function: ATP binding; ATP-dependent protein folding chaperone. The record is from RefSeq and is a predicted model, not a curated record. Bases 463 to 3060 code for a protein of 865 amino acids. Gene Ontology annotation, cellular component: nucleus; cytosol. The transcript has 2 exons. Lineage: Eukaryota; Metazoa; Arthropoda; Arachnida; Sarcoptiformes; Oppiidae. Gene Ontology annotation, biological process: protein folding.
GAAAUUUCUCAACAAUUCUUGUAUUCAAUUGAAAGCAUUGAAUGAAUUGUAUGAACGCAUUGACUGAUAGACUCUCACAAACAGACAGACAUAGAGAGAGAGAGAGAGAGAGAGAUAUAUACCGACAGAAACUUAAUGACUAUUUCUGUCUAAAAAGUCUUUGACUAAUAGCUGAUCCCAUGUUUUAUUGUUUGGACAACAAUAUUGUUAUCAACAAAAACAAGUAGUAGUGAUAUAUAUCUUCAAUUUGUGUGGUUAUAACAACCCGACGGUUAACAAACUUCUUCCACCAUUCGCCGCAUUCGCCGAUCGGUUAAUUGGUUUCUUUCGAGAGUCAAUCCAUUUGAAAGAAGUCAAACAUCAUCGACAACACCGACACCAACAACAACAUCACCGAAAAACUCAUCGAAAGAACAAGACCUAUUCGGCACCGACUUCUCACUAAUCAAACAACUAUCCGGAAUGGUAUCCACUGGUCCACCAACGGCGGCCAUAUCGGCCAUUUGCGGCAUUGAUGUCGGUUCGGAAAACUGUUUCAUUGCCGUUGCCCGGGCCGGCGGUAUCGAAAUAUUACUGAACGAAUACAGCCAGCGGACAACACCCGCUUAUGUGGGUUUUGGCCAAAAUCAACGCGAAUUGGGCGUAUCGGCUAAACUGAAACAUCUGAUGAACUUAAGUAAUACAUGUUAUUCGCCGAAUCGGUUGAUUGGUAAACAACUGAAAGAAGUUGCCGACGAAUUUCCCUAUCAAUUGGAACAGACCGGCAACGAUGGCCAACUGAGUGUCCAUAUCUGGCAUAAUGGCGAAGAACAUACAUUUUCAUCCGUACAGGUUCUGGCCAUGUUGUUGACCAAAUUGAAACAAGUAUCGGGCAAUGCAGUCGAUUGUGUACUGAAUUGUCCCAAUUAUUUUACCGAUGCUCAGCGCCGAUCGCUGAUGGACGCUGCCCUUAUUGCCGGCUUAAAUCCCAUACGUAUUAUACCCGAUACUACGGCCAUUGCUCUGUACUAUGGUUUCUAUCGGACAGCGCCCACUGCUCAGGAUUCGACAAUUGCUGCGUUUGUCGACUGUGGCCACUCCUCAACCCAGUGCUCGAUUGUCAUGUACUGUCACAAAGAAAAUCAGAUGAAAGUAUUGGCCGUCGAAUACGAGAUCAAUUGCGGUGGCAAACAUUUCGACGAAAUUCUGGCCAAUCAUUUCAUAGCCGAACAGAAGCUGAAACUAAACAAAAGAGGCCGAUUUCGGUUGAUUGCCGAAUGCGAAAAAUUAAAGAAACAAAUGAGCGCCAACUCCAACGAUCUACCGAUUAAUGUCGAAUGUUUGUACGAAGAAACCGAUUUUUCGGGACGUAUGGAUCGGACACUGUUUGAACAGAUGUCUCAGCAUUUGUUUCAAAAGAUUAACGACCUGUUUGUUCGGGCAUUGAAUUCCGCAAACGAUAAGUUCAAUACGGAUACCGGCGGCAAACUGGGCGACUUUCAUGUAGAUGUUUGCGAAAUUGUUGGCGGUACCAGCCGUAUACCGGCCAUCAAGCGAAUGGCCAAAACAAUUUUCGGCGUCGAAGUGACUACAACGUUGAACGCUGACGAAGCCGUGGCCCGCGGCUGUGCCCUACAGUGCGCCAUACUUAGCCCGACGUUCAAAGUGGCCCGUCAGUUGCAGAUCAUUGAUUUUGCUCCAUUCCAAAUUGAUAUCCGCUACUGGCAUCAGUCGGACGCUGGCCACGAACCCGAAUGCAAAGUUGUUCGAUCGUUGUUUCCGCGCGGACAUCCCAUUCCGUUUACGAAACAAGUUUCCAUCAAUUGCCACUCGUUGCCGAUGAUCGUAGCGUUUGACUAUGUAAACGAAUCUGGCCAAUCGGUACCCGUCGGCGAAUUUAAACUAUACACUACGCAAACGAUUCAGCUAAACAAAAGCCAACUAAAACUGCGUAUACGUCUCGAUCCCAAUGGUUUAGUUGUCGUACAUUCGGUUUCGGUUGUUGUCGACGGACAGCAAACUGCUGGCGACAAAAAAAAUGGUAACGAAAUCGAAGACAUGGAAACCAAUGAUGACAACAACAAACAGCAACAAAAUGCUUCCUCACAACAGGCGAUGGACACCGAAGAUAAUAAUACCGCCGCCGGCGUCGAUACUAAAGAGAAUAACAACAAGGAUAGCGGCGACCAGAAAGAAGUCGAUCAGAAAAAGAAUAAAAAACCAAAAUCAAUGGCCAUUGAACUGCAAGUGGAACCCCUAUGGAUCAGAGGAAAGUUAAACGACAACGACGUCCAACUGUUCAAAGAGAUUGAAUCGAAUUUGAUUUUGGCCGACAAGAACUGGAAGGAGAAGACUGACGCCAAAAACGAAUUGGAAGAAUAUAUCUACGAAUGGAGAGAUAAGAUGGAAACCGGAGGUUACGAUCCGUUUAUCGAAGACAGCGACAAACAAGUGUUUACCAGUGAUCUGCAAGCGGCCGAACAAUGGCUAUACGAACAGGAGGACAAAGACGAAGUUCACAGCAAGAGUGUCUACGAAGAACGGAUCAACAAAAUGAAAGAUGCGUUUACUACGGGAAUAUUGAAUCGAAAACGUGAGUUCGAAACCCGGCCGUCGCUGAUGGAACAGUUGGGCCGACAUUUGCAACAGUCGCGCAAACUGAUUGAAACAUCCGAUGACGACGAAAAAGAAACGAUUGCUCGGCUAUCAGCAGAAAUUGAUGCAAAAAACAAAUGGUUUGAAGAAUCGUACGCUGCAUUCAAUGCAAUGAAGACGACAGCGAAUCCGACCAUCACUUGCGAUACGAUUCAACAGCAAAUCAAUUCGAUUGACGCAACAGUUAGACAGUUGCUGAACGAGAGGACCAGAAAACACGAAGAAAAGAAACGACAAGCAGAGGCUGCGGCCGCCAAACAGACACCACCGCCGCCGGCCGCGGCGUCUAAGCCGACGGAACAGACGGCUUCUCCUUCUCCUCCUCAACAGUCGUCGGCGACACCACAACAACAACAGCCGAACAGUAGUACUGAUUCACCGCAGAUGGAGGUCGACAGCAACGACGAGAUUCAUCCAACCAUUUAAUUUCAAUAGAGAAGAGAGAGAGUUGACAGAAAUCCUAACUUAUUUUUUAAACUAAUUGUUUAAUUGAUUAUUAUUAUUAUA